Rubroshorea leprosula is the source of this 1503-nucleotide messenger RNA. The record is from the annotation of a GenBank genome assembly. NCBI's taxonomy places the organism in Eukaryota, Viridiplantae, Streptophyta, Magnoliopsida, Malvales, Dipterocarpaceae.
CUGCUCUUCCCGACCCUGUUGCAACCCGAAAGCCCCCCAAGUUGCCGGCAACAAUUUCCUUGAGAAAAACCGGUAAAGCUUGAUGAUUUUCCCUCCUUUCUUGUUCAAGAACCAACUUAGGACUUAGAAAUCCUCCCCUUGCAGGAAAUUUUCCAGAUCUGCUCGGUUUCUCCCCCUCCCCUGUCCGCGAGCUGCAGCUUGUGAUGCGAAUUCUGGGCAUUUUUCUUGGUAAGAAACAGCCAUGAUUUCAUCCUUUUAGCUUUGAUUUAAGUGGGUUUACUUUGAAUUGUGUUUUGGUUCUUGAAUUUUGGUAGUUCCCGUUAGUCCCCUACAGAAAUUCCCGCCGGCAUCUCCCCCCUGCUAGGUCCGGUUUGCAGCUGGAAAAUUCUGAAAGUGAAAUCGAGGACGGGGGAACCACGGGAAGUGACGAGUUAGAAGGCUAGCCAUUUCGAGAUUGAUACAGAUUUUAGAAAUAAAUCAUGAUCUUGUAAACUAGAUUUUAAUUGUAGAUUUUAUGAUAUCAGAGAAAUUUUAGAAAUUUUAUAUUCAGAUUUUGAUGGUAUCAAAUGUGGUAUGAUUAGUUCCGAGCCUUAUGCAUUUGUGGGAUCCUCUCAUGAGUGCACGACGUUUGUCGUGCCUCGGAUUUGGGUUCUGGAGUGUGACAGUAUACCAGAAAAGAGGCUUUAAUACGGGUAAAAAAUUGAAGCCCACUUAUGUCUUAAAUAAGGAGCAAAGAAAUCAGUGUGCCAAUGGCUAAAGAAUCUUAGAUUUCUUGAUGGUUUUACAUUCAAUAUCUCUCAAUGUGUGAAUAUGUACGAGGUGAAAGUUAGCAAGAUGAAGAGUCAUGAUUGUCACAUAUUCAUGCAAAGUCUCCUUCCAAUCGCAUUUCGUGAUUUUCUCCCAAAGCAAGUUUGGGAAGCACUUACUGAGAUCAGUGAAUUGUUUAGAGCCUUAUGUUCUUCGACUAUUUGUAUUACAGAUAUGGAGAUUUGGCAUCCACCCGAAAGAAAAAAAGGGGAAACCCAGCCAUGCCUUGAGGAAACCGGUAGAGAGCUUGAUUUUUCCCUUCUUUUCUUGUCCAAGAACCUGAUUUGGAACCCAAAAAUCUCCCCCCCUGCAGGAAGCUUCCGGAUCUGCUCUGUCCGGUUGCUGCUCCUGCCGAUUGUGGGUGCAAAUUCCUUAAAUUUUCGAUAAGCAAUAGCCCUUAAUUCCCUUGUUCUUGCUUGAAUUGGCUUGGGCUGACUCUAAACCCUCUUGAUUUCUCCAAUUUCCCGUGGAUUGCAUGAUUUUCUCCUGCAGAGUGCCGCCGGCCUCCCCCAAUCUGUAGCUCCGGUUUUAGCUGGAGAAUUAUGGUUUCUGAUCGUUUUGUCAGUUUAGCAUUGUGACCGAGUCUUCGGUUUUAUGCGAGUGAGGUAAGUAAAUUAUGGUAACGCCCUUUGAUUUUUAAAAGCAUGUUUUGAUUUGUUUUUGAAGUGGUGGCGGGACUAAACCCGUUUUACUCGA